This is a messenger RNA of Schistosoma bovis, 1851 nucleotides long. The record is from the annotation of a GenBank genome assembly. NCBI's taxonomy places the organism in Eukaryota, Metazoa, Platyhelminthes, Trematoda, Strigeidida, Schistosomatidae.
GCACACUGAAAUUCCCGGUUGUUCGGAUGAUUACGUUACUCCCGAAAUUAGUUUUAGGUAGGUUAGUGGUUCUUAGUAUGUGGAGUCGUAUAGCCAGACUUUCAAUAGUUUUUGAAAAUAACUGACCGCGUUUAAAAAGGGGCAACACUUUGAAUAUGUAAGUCUAUUUACUAAAGGCUGUUGACUAUAUUUCCUGAACGUAUGACUGUUCAGUCGAUGUAGAAAUGAGGCUGGGUAGUACAUAAGUAUGGAUACGUCCUGCGCAAUUAUGGAUUCAUUUUUAAGGUGUAGAUAACUGUGUGACCCCUCCGUAUGAACUUAAGUCGGCUAUCCCAUCCUCCAUAAACAGAGUUUUUGGCAAUGUACUUUAUAUUGGGCAGGAUAAAUAAUAACAGUUGUUACAGUUUGCUUCAAAUGUUGUGGAAUUUGUUUGUUCCUCUUUAGAAACAAGUGUAUAUAGCUUCCAACUUGUAGGAAUGCCGAUACAAUCAUGCAACUAUUGGUAGGCUGCAUCCGCCAGCAUGGCUCAGACGAAUUGAUUGACUAUAUGCUGACAUCACAUGUUGGUUGUUGUGGCUCUUAUUUCAAAUGUCCGAGUUUUAGGAAUUUCCACACUUGAACAUAACUUUCUAAUUUCUUUAGAGUAGUUAAGUGAUGCUGUCUAUAUAAAAAUAUGGUUAAUCACGGUCGACUCAGGUAGCGUUCUCGUGAAGCUUUACAAAUUGUACAUGAUUCUAAAUUUGUAUCGCACGUUGUUUCCAUACAAUUGAUUCCAAUAAAUCAUAGAUCGUAUUCGCUGCACGACUUAUCAUGUUACCGUUUUCCUCUUCUAACGACGUCAUACAGGUGAUCUUUUCACUGUUUGCAAUUAUAUUAGUUACCGGAAAUCGAAAUGCAACUCAAUGGGACGUUCGACGUGAAGUUAGGUAAAAGUUUUCUAGAUCGAGAUUCAACAUCCUACAUGACCAUGCGUUGUGAUUUCAUGCCCGCUUCUGUCGAUCGUUCACAACCUGGGUCAAUCAAAGUAAACGAGAGCAAAGAAGUUGUUGUUAGCCUGCCCAACGUUACAAACUCUGGACCAGAUACAGCAACUUUGUUUCGUGGAACUGCACGUCCUGUUCAAAAAGAAUGUAUUUUGAUCUACAAUAAAAAGACCCAUGAAUUAACCUUGGAGAGAAUUGCACAUACUGUGCAGCUAAAGAAAACCCGAGAAGAACGAAAAGCUGACACCACUUGUCCGACCAACUCAGAAAUGCCACAGUUCCAGUCCUUGGUUAGCCGCUCAGAACAAGAUUUAAAAUCUGUUCGACCAUCUCCAACCAAAAGAAAAUCUAAUGAUCCCGAGAUAUCGACUUCGAGUUCUAUAGUACAACAGUCAACUCAAAAAAAGCCUCCACAUUCGAGAACGCUAAGUAGUAGUAGCAGCAGUAGUAGUAGUAAUAGUGGUACUUCUAGUAGUAGUUGUGACAUGGAUAUUGAAACAUCGGAGAGUGAUAGUGACAGCUCCUCAGAAAGUGAUUCAAAUUCAUCUACUCUUAGUAGUUUAUCAAACGACAGAAACAAAACGUCGAAAGCAAAACCAUCUUCAAAUGGAAAAACUAAUACGAAAACGGCCAAUGCAACAAAUUUAGCGGCCCAUCGUAAACUGAUUGAACAUGAUUUAAAAUUAAGUGAUUCUGACUCUGAUUCUUGUGCAUAGAAUGUUCUAGGAAAAAAAGCUGUUUUCUGUGAUUUGUGCUGUAAAUAGUGAUUCUUACUAUAAAAAGACAUUAAGGAAGUAUGUACCACUUUUCCGUAUAUGAUUAUCUCUUAUGAUUGAUUUUAUUUGUCUUUAAAUAAAUACUGCUAUUU